UAGGAGAUGGGCAGGAGACCCUGACUGACCAGGCGGUGUCACCAGCUCAGCCCAGCCCCGGGCCAGGCUCACUUCCACUCAGUGAGGCUGGAGACUUCAGCCCGGAGGCGACCGCCCCACCUGUGACUCGCGCCGAUAAGGACGGGGCGGCCAUGCACCCCAGUUUUAGCAGCCCCCGCGCUGUCGAGCUGGAUGAGUCCAUCCCACCCGAUCCCAACGCAACCACCACCACGGGCGCCAGGCUGCAGACUCCUGCCCCAGCCGUCUCAGCGGAUGCUACGACGGGGCUUCGGAAUAAGAACCUGUCGGCCAACAGCAGCUCGGAGCUCCCCCCUCCGGCUCUGGCUGCCAACACCACAGAUGCAAACCAGCCUGGCCAAAAUGGAACAGAGCCCUCCAGCCCCACGGGGCCGACUGGCGCCGCGACUGGGACUCCAACGCAUCAGCCACCAAAGGACGCGCUGGCAACAACGGGCAGCUCCCAGCUGGAGCCUUCUGCAUCCAGCACCUUGGGGCCCACGACAGGGAACCCUGAACCCACUGCAGGGAACCCUGAACCCCCCCCACAAACAGCCCAGGAGAAUGCCACAGAGGAGAGCACUGCAGGGCCCACUACCGUCCCUGCUGCCAUGACAACAGGGAGCACACCUGCAACUACCACCCCCAGCACCACCACGGUAACCCCCAGAGCUUCCUCCCCCAACAGGGCAGCCACAACAGCCGUAGGGCAGUCAUCAGCCGAUCCCGUGCAUGAGAAGGCUUCUGUGUUGGAUGUGGGAGACGACGAUGGUCAAGACCUGCCCAGCUCCGCUGUUGCCGGCGCGAUGGGGGCCGACCCCCUGGUGAUCGGUGUCAUCUCCAUGUUCGUCAUCAUGGUGGGGAUCCUGGCCCUGGUGGGCUUCCUGAGAUACCGGCAGCGCCACAGCCGGAUGGAGUUCCGGCGCCUGCAGGACCUGCCCAUGGACGACAUGAUGGAGGAUACGCCCCUCUCCCUCUACACCUACUAGGCAGCAAGAGGACCCUCCAUCCGGGUUUGGGGGAGCGCUGAAGUUCCCUGAGCAGUAGGCCCCUGAGGAUCUGGUCCAGGAAGAUCCCCUGAGGAUGGGGGGAAGGCGGCUCUGAUUUUGCACUUGACUGAAACACUCAUUGCAGAUGGGUGGGUUGGUUUGUUUUAAAAACUUUUGUAAAAGUUUGGUUUUAAAGUUUAUUCUGAGAGCUGGAGCCAGUCAGAGCCCAGCACUGGCCCUUCCCUCUGCUCUCCAUACACCGAGGGUCCUAAGCCUCCUCAAAAUGCUGAGGACAUGGGAGAGGGGCUUUUCACCUUGCAUUUUAGCCUGAGGGCCGAGCUGAUGUUUUGCCGACUCGCUUGGAAGUCUCAGAAGCUGCUGCUCUCAAAAUGCGCCUUGUGUCAGGAAAUGCAGUGUCGGUCCUCACAAGGCAAGCAAAGGAGAAUGUUACUUCCCACUGGGAGACGAGGGCGGGGAGCAGACUGGCUCCCUCUUGCUUUGUGUUUUUUUGCACAUGUUGUUCCUAUUUCAACUUCAGCAGUGGGAUCCACUCCUGAAUUCCCAGAGAAUCUAGCAGGACUGUGGUAAACUGCAAUCCCCUCCUUGCCCCCCAGAAAAACAGCCCCCUGGCUGCGGGAGGAGAAUGUGCCCCUGAGGGCUGGGGGUGAGCGGGAGGUUUUUCAUCACGCUGGGAGGGAACCGACAUAACUGGGGCUUGCGUGGCCUUGUCUCGGGUGGGACUCUCCGGUCUGUCUCAAAAGAAAACAAAAUCCCUGGUUCUCUCCCUCGAGGCAGCAGCACAAGCCUAAACCGUUCCCCGCAGGCAGGCUGCCCCGUGGUCGCCUCAGCGUGGGAAGGGAACGUCUCCCGGGUAUCAGAGAGUCGCUUGUUGCACUUAGUACCUGCUCUGAGCUCUGGCGGCUGCCCUGCGCCACGACUUCCCUCCCCAGUACCGCGAGCUCCUUAGUUCGCUAUCGACAUAGCCUUGUCCAGGCUGCUUGGCGGCUCUCAAGGGCACGUUAUGCCCCGCACCCCCGAACUAGCCUUUGCCAUUGUUUUGUGCCUUGUCCCUCCAGGGUGUUGGGUUGGGAGGUCAAGAAAUGCUGCUUCUCUGCUUCGGAAGUCCCUCGAACAGUCCCAGCGGCUGCUCGCUCUGCCCCUGCGGCUCCUGGGAGCCUUUGCGGCUGCAUAAUAAGCAAACAAGCCGGAGCGGGUCUGGGGGCAGCCCGCUGCCUUCGGGCUCCCUAGGGACAGACGUUAGCGUGCUGGGCAGGAUGCGUCUCGUCCAUGUGUGCAGCUGGAGAGAGGCGGUGUGGUUUUUUCUGUUCUGUGUUACCACCUGUCCCCAUUCUCCAACACACACACACUGGGGUUUCUCGCUUCCCAUACAGUGGCUCCUGCCUAUUUCUACUUCCUAUCUUGUUACGCCUUCUGAAGGCUCCUCGGGGUCCCUCUCAGCUGUGCCUGGGGCCUGGGCAGCGGUUGGUGAGGUCUCGCUGUGGAGAGUGAUGCUGGGAUAGUCGGUAUCAUACAAAAGCCUUGGUUUUCUCAGGUCUCAGCCUGUCGUCUUGGCAGCCGGUGCUUGCGCUCCCUCAGGCCAGCAAAGUCUGGGGGAGUUGUGGGCAGUCAGCAUCUCUUCCGGCGAGGCCCCCGCCCCAUGAAGUUGCACCGUUUUCACAGCCAUGCGAUGCCCACAUUAGCUUUCGGGAGGGCCUAGUCUCCCACCAGCAGGGCAUAGAUAAGUCCUAUCCUUGGAUGUAAUGGAGAUUAUUCGGGCCAUGCAGCUGGAGAACUGGUCGUCUGGAACCAGGGCAGACGAGCUGGAGAAGGUGACUUCCCCACUCCCUGCAUUGCUCUGUGGCUUUGGGAGUAGCUGGUGAAGAGAUCAUGCAGUAGUUAGGGUUUUCCUGUUGGCUGUAGACUUGGGUCUGUUACCUGUGAUGAGACACCCCCAAAAGUAACUGCAGGAGGGAGUGUAAUAGAUUUUUUUCCCCCUCUCGUUGUGUGAAAAUUAGAGGGCAGUUUUCACAGGCAUCAAACUCCCAAGUCGGAACCACAGAAAUUUCACUCAUGCUGCAGCCUUGUUUCCCCAGCUGGAGGGCAGGGUGCUGCCAAUUUUUGGCACCAACAGAUGCACAGACAGUGCUGAUGGAAAUAGCGGAACUUCCUCCUGGCUGAAGCUGGCGCAAGGGUGUCAGUGGAGCUGUUGUUGCCGGAACGAGCCGCUCUACACACAGCUUGAAGGGAGAGGACUGACUGUCCCAGCCACGCCUGCGUCUCUGCCCCCCAGGGGCGGGAGGGGGACGGGGAACAGAACUCGCCAAACACCAAAGUGCAACUUUCUUUGUAAAAUAUGUUAAUAGUGGAUUUUUCUGCAAUAAAGUUACAAAUGCUGAA
Messenger RNA from Terrapene triunguis (Three-toed box turtle), 3404 nucleotides. RefSeq names its product classical arabinogalactan protein 9-like. The record is from RefSeq and is a predicted model, not a curated record. The coding region runs from base 153 to 1007 and encodes 284 amino acids. NCBI's taxonomy places the organism in Eukaryota, Metazoa, Chordata, Testudines, Emydidae. The transcript is spliced from 4 exons.